Messenger RNA from Fomitopsis serialis, 938 nucleotides. RefSeq lists its product as uncharacterized. Bases 128 to 862 code for a protein of 244 amino acids. Gene Ontology annotation, molecular function: oxidoreductase activity, acting on the CH-OH group of donors, NAD or NADP as acceptor. The transcript has 5 exons. The record is from RefSeq and is a predicted model, not a curated record. Lineage: Eukaryota; Fungi; Basidiomycota; Agaricomycetes; Polyporales; Fomitopsidaceae.
GGUGCCGCUUUGUGAGGCACACUGAUUAAUGUGCCGCUGCAUGAUGGCCAUGACGUGAUUCGACGCAGUUUAUAAGUCGUGCAACGUUCCUCACUCACCGCAAGUCAGCCUUGAUACAUUCCCGAACAUGCCGUCUUUCCUUGUUAUCGGGGGAAGCAGAGGGAUUGGGCUUGCACUUGUUGAGGAAUUGCUGAAGGACCCAAGUAACUUCAUCGUCGCUACAGCACGAGAUCUUAAACGGUCUCCUGGCCUGCAGAGUCUCACAUCUACGUACCCGGAAGCACGACUCGCAGUUCUUCUUCUGGACUUGGCGUCCAAAGAAAGUAUUGAAAAGGCUGGAGAGCAAGCGGCGACUCUGCUUCCAAACGGAUUGGAUUUUUUAAUCCACAAUUCGGCCAUAAUCUUCGACCGCGACCUUGACCAACUCGAAGAGGAACUGCGCAUCAAUACAAUAGCUCCCAUCCGCGCUGUUCGCACCUUCCUUCCCCUGAUCCGCAAGUCGAAGGCACAAGACAGGAAGAUAGUCUUUAUCAGCUCCGGUCUCGCAUCAAUCGAGAAUGGCCACUUCUGGACGGGACUCAGCGAAGGCUACUCAAUAUCGAAAGCCGGCUUGAAUAUGGUUGUUCGCAAGUGGGGAGUCGCUCUGAAACUGGAAGGCAUCAACACCAUGGCCUUGCAGCCGGGUUAUGUCGACACAGACAUGGGGCAAGGCCUGAGUGCAUGGAUUCAGGAACAUGCAGCGUGGGUGCCGAUGAUGAGUCCGAACGAAUGUGCGGUGCAAUGUCUCAAUGUAGUCAAGGAAGCCAAGCUGGAGGACGCGGUAGCAUUCUACGGGUUCGAUGGCACCCGAGUACCGUGGUGAUCUCAAGGCAGGCAUUGAGAUAUCCAUGUUUGAGUUCGGUUAGGGGACACGCUAUUGAUAGCACGCAUAUGUAUUG